This is a messenger RNA of Penicillium pulvis, 930 nucleotides long. RefSeq lists its product as uncharacterized. Bases 1 to 930 code for a protein of 309 amino acids. The record is from RefSeq and is a predicted model, not a curated record. The transcript has 2 exons. NCBI's taxonomy places the organism in Eukaryota, Fungi, Ascomycota, Eurotiomycetes, Eurotiales, Aspergillaceae.
AUGGGUUGGUUCUCUGGAGAGAGCAAAAAUGAUCCCGUGAAGAAGCUCGACCCGGGCCUCCGGGAAUAUCUCGAACAAGAGCGGCCGGACCAAUAUGUUCCUGCGCCGGACGUACAGCAACCUACUUCCCCGUCACCCACCCCCGAGUCUGUCGAAUCCUCGAAGCCAGCCGUUCCUGCACAGUCACUUUACCAAGAUGGGCGGUAUGCGGAUCUGUGGAAGACAUACAAGCCCCCAGUCAAUGCCGACGGAGGUGAUGGAGUCCGCGGAGCGGCACGAGUGAUUGAGAAGUUCAAGGAGCGCGGCGAUACAGUGCAGCGGGCAGCGAUGGAGAACUGUGCCAUGGAGCAUGAAGCUCUUACUUUAUGCUUCCAGACUGGAAACUGGCGCAAGCAGCUCGAAUCGCGAUUGACUAUGUGUGCGGAGCAGAAUGGCGUCUUCUCGCGAUGCUUUACAACUCAGAGUAAAUUCCUCCAGGCUUUGGGCUACGCAGCCUCGUUCGAGUAUGACGCCGAGAAAGAGGAACGGAUUCAGAUGCAUGCCGACAAGCUCUACCACCAGAUGCUGGACUACGAGAAGCGAGUGGAGGAAGCCAAGGCCGCUGGCACUGAGCCGCCACCAAUUCAGUCCCUCUUUCAUCCUGAGGCCACAAACAGCUCAUCAACAACAGACAACAAGACCCAGGCGGUCAUCGAGAUCCCCGGAGGCGAGUCUAUCCCAGCCGGCUUUAAGCCAUCCAAACCUCUGCAAAAGCUCACACCGCAUGAGCGGGAGCUGGAGAUUCGAGCCUAUAAUGCUCAUCUUGAGCAGACAAAGCGGUACGCUGAAGAGGCCAGUCCAUAUAUGAAGACACAAUCAGACGCCAAGUCGAAGAGACAGGAAAAGGCCAUCAGCUGGUUUGGCGAAACAAUUGGAAAGUGGGUCUCAUAG